This is a messenger RNA of Siniperca chuatsi (mandarin fish), 1849 nucleotides long. It is a transcript of the gene ddb2, whose product is annotated as damage-specific DNA binding protein 2. The transcript is spliced from 11 exons. Lineage: Eukaryota; Metazoa; Chordata; Actinopteri; Centrarchiformes; Sinipercidae. The record is from RefSeq and is a predicted model, not a curated record. Bases 155 to 1657 code for a protein of 500 amino acids. Gene Ontology annotation, cellular component: nucleus; Cul4-RING E3 ubiquitin ligase complex. Gene Ontology annotation, biological process: response to UV; DNA repair. Gene Ontology annotation, molecular function: damaged DNA binding; protein binding.
GACACCUACUGCCCACCAGCUGUAACACACACAAGUUACAAAACACUGACAUUUGCAGCCAUUUACACGCUCGCGUGUGCUGCUGCGUUAUACAAACACUGGAGUUCCUGCUCUUAAACUGCAGCGCCAAACACUGAACAUCACAGGGGGAGAAAUGAAAGGCAGACCGACGAAGUCCGAUGCAUCUGAAUCAAAGGGAAAAGUGAAGAAAAGAACCGGGGAGACCUCUGCCCCAACUCUCUCCAAAAGGCUACGAGCCAAAAAAGAUGGAGAAAUAUCCAAACAAGCAGCAGGGCCUCCUCUCAAGUCUGCAGGAGUCCAGAAGAGAAGUGGGCGAGGAAGCAUCCUGCACUACAUUUAUAAAAGCACUUUGGGGCAAAGUCUUCACUCACAGAUGAGACAGUGUCUUCAGGAACCUUUUGUUCGCUCACUGUCGUCGUAUCAUUUCCACGGUGCUACCAGCCCCUUCGACCGCAGGAUCACCUGUCUGGAGUGGCAUCCCACUCAUCCCACCACUCUGGCUGUGGGGUCCAAGGGUGGUGAUAUAUAUCUGUGGGACUUUGAGGUGCCCAUGAAGAAAACUUUUAUUCAAGGGGUGAGUUCCUGCAGCGGAGCGGGAGAUUUUAUUGGAGGGAUGAAGUUUUGCCCGAUGGACCUUUCCAAAGUCUAUGUGGCUUCUGGUGAGGGCUCGUUGACCAUGCAGAGCUUUGAGGGCCGCGCACCCGCUGUUCUGUCCAGAACUCAAGACUGUGGCCACGAUCACCACAAUGUUUGUUACUGGUACUGCUGUGUAGAUGUGUCAGUAAGCAGACAGAUGCUUGUGACAGGAGACAAUGUGGGACAGCUCUUACUCCUGGGUUUGGAUGGCCAAAAGAUUUUCAGUGACAAGUUGCACAAAGCCAAAGUGACCCAUGCAGAGUUCAACCCCCGUUGUGAUUGGUUGUUGGCGACGGCCUCAGUUGACCACACGGUGAAGCUUUGGGACCUGAGAAACAUCAAAGAUAAGAAGAGCUUCCUCCAUGACAUGCCUCAUGAGAGAGCUGUCAACUCUGCCUUUUUCAACCCGUUGGACUGCUCCAAGUUGCUCACCACGGAUCAGUAUGACCAGAUCCGGGUCUACUCAUCCUCUGAUUGGUCGAAGCCUCAACAUAUCAUCCAACAUCCGCACAGACAGUUUCAGCAUCUCACACCCAUCAAGGCCACAUGGCACCCUGUCUAUGACCUAAUUGUGGUGGGCCGCUACCCUGAUGACCGGGUUUGCCCCGGAGAUCAGAGGAGCAUCGACAUCUUUGAUUCCAACACAGCAGAGCUUGUGUGUCAGCUGCAGGAUCCCACAGCUUCAGGGAUCAAAUCUAUCAACAAAUUCAAUCCAGUGGGUGAUGUGAUUGGAUCUGGAAUGGGUGUAACGGUGCUGGUCUGGGACAGGAACGAGUCAUUGAUCAGUGAUCGGCACAAAGAACAGGAGGAAACCUUGACCUCAGCGGACGGCUUAAGGUGCCAGAGGAGGACUCAGCAGCGCUCCAGCAGGGACAGGAGAGGUCCUGCUGUGGAUGCAAAGCUCAAGAAGAAACUAGCUUCUAUGCAACGAUCAGAGACCAAAACCAAGACGAAGACUGGGUGUACUAAACAAAAACAAGCCCAGAUGAGGAAGAAGUAAACUAUAUGGUAGUGAGGAUCUUGAAAAUCCAUGUGUGUAUAUUCCUUUUGUUUACUGUUUGUUGUGUCUCUGACUUCAGGGAUUGUUUGAAUGUUCAAAAAACGUUUCAGAUAUCUUUUAUAAACCAGUUUAAAACUCUUGUAUGUUCUCACAAAUGUUUUUUUACUGUAAUAAAAAUGACCAUGUUUCAUA